Molecule: messenger RNA, 867 nt
Organism: Penicillium angulare
Lineage: Eukaryota; Fungi; Ascomycota; Eurotiomycetes; Eurotiales; Aspergillaceae
Product: nicotinate-nicotinamide nucleotide adenylyltransferase
Exons: 1
Coding region: 1-867 (288 amino acids)
Cellular component (GO): cytoplasm; nucleus
Molecular function (GO): nicotinamide-nucleotide adenylyltransferase activity; ATP hydrolysis activity
Source: RefSeq, a predicted model, not a curated record
AUGGCCUCAUUUCGCGGCCUACAAACUAAAUAUGCUUCACUUUUAAAAAAGUUUACUGUCUCACCCCUCGAGUUUGAGGUUUUCACCAGUAUCCCCACUAGUGGCUCUCGCUCGCCAGGCCUUCUCUAUGUGCUAGAUUCGUCUUUCAAUCCACCAACCUGGGCGCAUCUUCGCAUUGCGGGCUCCGCGCUUCUAGAGCGACCUGAACCAGACUCUCGACUGCUUCUCCUACUUGCUAUACAAAAUGCCGAUAAACCUUCGAACCUUGCUUUGUUCGAAGACCGUCUCGCGAUGAUGGAGUUAUUUGCGCACGACCUGCGAUCCUACAUCAGUACAAAGAUAACAUCCCAGGACGGCUCAACUUCCAUGGCGCGUAUUCCCAGUAUUGAUAUUGGUGUGACCAAGAAACCCUAUUUCAUUGAUAAGGCCAUGGUGAUUGAGAAUUCCGGCGUGUAUUCCACCCUACCUGAACAAGUUCAUUUGACAGGUUAUGAUACUCUAAUCCGCAUAUUUAACGCGAAAUACUACCCUCCAGAAUACACUCUAGCGCCACUAGCUCCACUUUUUUUCAAGCAUCGUCUACGAGUGACGAUGAGGCCCAGCGACGAAUUGGGAGGUAGAGAGGAACAAGAGGCCUUUCUACGUGGACUUGCUUCUGGAGAUCGAGACCAAGAAGGCGCACAACGAGAAUGGGUAGAAAGGAUUCAGUUGGUUGAAGGCAGAAAACCGGAUCAAGAGCCGGUGAGCUCUACUAGAGCGCGCAAGGCAAUAAAAUCCGCAAGUCAAGAUCUUGAGUGGCUUGUGCCUGACAAUGUCCGUCAAUUCUUGUUGUCGCAGAACCCAUACUCUUCCGAGGGCUCUCUUUAG